UUAAAAUAACGUCAUUUCAUAGCAACCGCACCAUAGAGCAAAGCUAGAAAGACGCAUUCUUUUAUUAAGAAGACAUUUUUACAUUUACCACGAACACAACAAGAAAAAAAUGAGUAGUAUCAGCUUGGCAAAUGAAAACAAACAUCAGACAAAUAGUUCAACAGAUAAAACUUUGAACUACGCAGAGAUUUUGAAACCAAUACCUGUGGAAUUAGAAACCUCACCUCUUGGUUCCCUGUCUUCAUCAAGUUUAGGGACACAGCACGAAUCACGUGAUAUACUUGACAUACAGAAGCUUGCAGACGACAUCGCCGAUGCUAGAAGAGACAGAAUUUCGAGAUAUAUUGAUGAAGCUGAGAUGAGACAGUAUAUUCCACUUGUGGAAGCUGACUUUGAGGCCAUCAGAGAGACAGAUAGACUUCUUGAACAAGCCUACAACUUGUAUUUUACACGUGGCUUGAGCAAAGACCGCAGAUUAAAAAAGAAGACUAAGGCCAUGAUUGCCCGCCUAGAGAGCAAGCCACAUUUUUACUGCCCAUACGAACGUGAAGAAUCAACCGAAAUCCAUGUCACUCGUUGGUUAAAUGCUUACACUGCAAACCCAGAAGAAGAGUUAUUUGGCUUCACCUCUAGAGAUCCAUAUGAGCCGAAAAGAGUUGUUCCCGAGGUUGCACCAAGAGCCGUUAUCAGUGAUACUAACGUGGUCCUUGGAAAACGCAAGAGAGCAAGAGAUGAUGAGCAAGAUUUAGUCGGCGUGAGCAUGAGCAGUUCUGACUCCAGGUUGUUUUGUGAGCAUGGAAAUAGGCCAAAGAAAGUCAGAAAAUCUCUAUAAAUGUUUUUUUUUAUUCCGCAUUAUUUUUUUUCCAUUUAUCGAUAAUCAUGUUUAAAACGAAAUCAUUUUUAAAUAUCUCAAUAAAAUGAGAUUUAACUUCAAAAAUGAGUUGUUAUCAAUGCUAUCAGUAGAUAUACAUGUAGUGU
Messenger RNA from Ruditapes philippinarum (Manila clam), 978 nucleotides. RefSeq lists its product as uncharacterized. The transcript is spliced from 4 exons. The coding region runs from base 110 to 832 and encodes 240 amino acids. The record is from RefSeq and is a predicted model, not a curated record. Lineage: Eukaryota; Metazoa; Mollusca; Bivalvia; Venerida; Veneridae.